GAUGUGGCACACACCUCUUAAGAUGCCACUUUUCUUUUUUUUACAAACCCUUUCAUACAAAAUAACAUUUAUUUUUUCAUGUGACCCCAAACUAGGCUGGCAGUGUAAUCCUUUCAUCACGCUCGACCUGCAGUUUGGAUAUAAACAAAGGACAUGUGGCGCCACCUAGUGGUUGAAGCGCAACCGGAAAAUAAAAAUGCUUCCGUGUGUGCCUGUGGCCAGGGAACUCGAGAUUAGGCAAGCAGCGGAAUACGUCACAUUACAUCAAGGCAUCAAUAAUAUUGGUUUGUUUGUGUGUGUUGCAUUGGAAGUGCACGAAAUGAGUACAGGGUCAAAUUAAUCUCACUAGAAUGAUUGAUGUAAGAACUACAGGCGGGAGGUGGCAACACAAUGGGCCCGACCCAUACCGAUGUGUAGGUGUUCAUGCCAAUGCUGCAAACCACACCUGCUCACAUACCUGUAUGUGGUCAAGGGUCCACCUGCUCACAUAUCUUUAUUUGGUCAAGGGUCCACCUGCUCACAUAUCUUUAUUUGGUCAAGGGUCCACCUGCUCACAUAUCUUUAUGUGGUCAAGGGUCCACCUGCUCACAUAUCUUUAUGUGGUCAAGGGUUCACCUGCUCACAUAUCUGUAUGAAGCUAUAUCUUUCACAGCAUCAUCUUUUUGGGGCUGUAGUUUUAAUGAAUAUAUUCUGAUGCUAUUGCAGUCUGCCUUUUAAUCCUUGCAGUUUAUGUUUUUCUCGGAGGCUACAUUGAGCUCCGUGUUCACAGAAGAUGUUCCGGGUUGUCUCCUUGAAGCGCACACACACUUCCCUUCCCCAUCUUUACGGCCUUCCCUCCGCAUCAAUCUUUCUCUUCGUGCACAUUUUGGGAUUAUUUGUCGAUCUUUUUCAAUUUAAUCACUGAUUUAAACGCAGAUAUGGAGACACUGCUUUUUCACCAAAUCAACAUGCAUUGUGGAAGAUGUAGUCUACACUGUAAAGCAGCAGAGACUUUAAUUUGAAGACGAUCAUAUGCCUUCAAACUGGCUCGGGCCUCAUCAAAUGAUGUGGUGAGCCGGAUUCCAAAAUAGUCGAAAGUGAAAAUCAAAGUUUGAAUUCAAAGGCUAGCUGAAGCCGUUUAUUGAAGAUGAUUCACGGGCAUACUUCCUGUUUUAAAGGGCUGAUUUGCAGAGUGGCAAUUUAGGGGAUCUUUGCACGCUUUUUCCCCCCGGGGCCCCGGGUCGUCAUUGUUUCCGACAAUUCAUAGAUUGGUUCAAUAAGAAAGUGAUUUUGCUCUGUAGUUUUGCUUCAUUCAGUAUCUGAUAAAACAAGAGACCGAAUUUCAGGGUCCUAGUGAUAUUUUAUGCUCAUUUGGACACUAUCACUGAGAUAAAUCAUAAGGAUGUAUAUUAACGCUGUUCUGUUACAGGCCUCCUGAAGACGCUCUGCAAAUAUGUUACCUGACCUUUGCUGACCUAGUUCAAAUAUAUAUUUAUUUCCGGUGGCGUGGAACAGAACAAAACAUAAUUUCCUAACAUCUAAACAAACUCUAGGAGGAUAAAACAGAGCUUCCCGGACUAUAACAAAAUAAAAACUAGAACGGGCACUCGGUAGAGCGCAUACCUUCGCAUAUCACAAGAUUGGGCAUUGAAUUAUGAACAUUUUGGCAUUAGUUGCAUGCCAAUUAGAUAGAAAUUGACCGCGCUAUGGUAAAAAGAAGAUUUUGACCUUUUCAUGACCUUGACCUUUGACCCGAUCGAUCCCAAAAUCUAAUCAAAUGGUCCCCGGAUAAUAACCAAUCAUCCCACCAAAUUUCAUGCGAUUCGGUUUAAUACUUUUUUAGUUAUGCGAGUAACACGCAUACAAAUAAAUACACGGCGAUCAAAACAUAACCUUCCGCAUUUUCAAUGCGACGGUAAUUAACAUGUUUCAGGUAUAGCCACUCUUAUUAUAAUCCACAACUUUACCUGAAAGCCCCCCUAAAGUAGGCCUAACGUCGUCCUACAGCUUAGAUUACAUUUAUGUAAAAUUAGGCGAUGACGACUUUUGGGACAGCCAAUAGAAACCUUCUUUGUUGAGGAGUUGGGCAACACUGUCACGCCUGCCUGUAGCCACGGGUUUCACAAUCGGCACAGGAGUUCCCGGUCGAGUCUCGAGGGAGUCAUGUCGCCCGCAGAGCGGACUGGAUGCGUCGUACCGGCGCUGCUGCUCGUCCCCUUCCUCCUCGCCUGCGCACCGGGAUGCACGGCGCGCUACACCGCGAACUGGACCAGCCUGGACGCCAGACCCCUGCCCCAGUGGUACGACGAUGCGAAGAUCGGGAUUUUCGUCCACUGGGGUGUCUUCUCGGUCCCUGGCAUCGGGCAGUUUAGCGAGUGGUUUUGGUGCUGGUGGAAGAUCCACCAUCGCGCAGACCAAGUUCGGUUCAUGCGGGAGAACUACCCACCGGGCUUUGAGUACGCGGAUUUUGCGACCCAGUUUCACGCAGAGUUCUUCAAUCCGGAUGACUGGGCAGAUAUUUUUAAAGCCUCUGGAGCAAAGUAUGUGGUAUUCACGUCCAAACACCACGAAGGAUUCACAAACUGGCCCUCACCAGAUUCCUGGAACUGGAACUCAAUGGCUGUAGGUCCUCACCGGGACCUGGUGGGAGAACUGGUAAAGGCUGUCAGGAAGAAGUCAAUGUACAUGGGACUCUACCACUCUCUAUAUGAAUGGUUCCAUCCCCUAUAUGUGGCGGACAAAGCCUCUGGAUACAAGACUCAGGAUUUCGUUGCGCGUAAGGCUCUUCCAGAGCUAUAUAACCUUGUGAAUUCGUACAAACCUGAUCUGAUCUGGUCUGAUGGGGACUGGGAAGCCCCCGAUACCUACUGGAACUCCACCGAGUUCCUGGCCUGGCUCUACAAUGACAGCCCUGUCAAAGAUGUGGUGGUGACCAAUGACAGGUGGGGAAAGGGCUGCUACUGCAAACACGGAGGCUACUACAACUGUGCUGACAGGUACACGCCUGGGAAACUUCCAGACCACAAAUGGGAGAAAUGCCAGUCCAUCGACAAACGCUCCUGGGGCUACCGGAGAAACAUGAAGCUAAGCGAGAUCAUGGACCUGCCGUCCAUCAUAAAGGACAUGGUGUAUGUGGUGGCAAUGGGUGGUAACUACCUGCUGAACAUUGGGCCGAUGUCAGAUGGCAUGAUUGCCCCAGUGUUUGAGGAGAGGCUGAGGGGAAUGGGUGCCUGGUUGGGGAUCAAUGGGGAGGCCAUCUAUGCUUCCAAAACCUGGAGGGUCCAGACGGAGAACAGCACUGUCAAUGUCUGGUACACUACCAAAAAUAAUACCGUUUAUGCCAUUAUCCUUGGCUGGCCGCCCAAACAAUACCUUCAGCUCACAGUGCCAAAGAUGACUGGAGCCACACAAGUUACACUCCUGGAUUAUCCUGAUAUGCCACUGAAGUGGGCAUCGCUGACACCAUCCGCUGGACUGGUUAUUACUAUGCCUUAUAUGCCAGUAUCUCCUGCUGAUGCCUGGUGUCUGAAACUAGAGGGAGUAGUCUAACGCCAGACAGUUGGGAAUCAGGACCACAUCUUUGGGUCAAAGGGCAUCUCUGUUACGCUUUACUGUAACGUGUGUGUGUAAUAUGAAAUGAGGUGAUUGAUGGGAUUUAAGUGGAUGUUUGCUGCGUAUCUAAUAUGCGCAGUAAUAUUAAAAGGACACAUCAAACUAAGAAAGAAAGUUACAAAAUCAGCCUACUAUUACCUGAAGAAUGUAUCGAGGAUUAGAGAAACUUGUUUACUUGACUACUGUAACGGUGCGUUUACAGGUCUCUGUAAAAAGUCAGUCAGAACGCUGCAGCUCGAGACCUCAUGAAGACCAGGAAGGUUGGUCACAUCAAUCCAGUUCUGAUGUUUUUGCACUAGCUUCCUGUCCAACAAAGAAUUGACUUUAAAAUCCUGCUGCUGGUUUAUGAAGCACUGACUGGUUGAGGGCCGAAAUAGAUUUAUGAUCUGCUGUAACCUUAUGAAUCAUCCCGACCCCUCAGGUCGUCUGGGACGGGUCUACUUCCUGUUCCAAGAGUCAGAACUAAACGUACAGAAGCUGCGUUCAGCUUUUCUGCUCCACAUAUCUGGAACAAAGUCCCUGAAAGCUGCAGGUCUGCUGAGACCCUCAACUCCUUUAAAUCCAGAUGGAAAACUAUUCCGUUUGCUGUUGUCUUUUUAUUGAACCAGAUUCAAGGAUAUUAAUCAAUUUCUGCAUCUCACGAUUAUUUGUUUUCUUAAACUGCACUGCAACCUUUAUUCUAUGUUUUUCUUUUUAACUGCUCUUAAUUGUUUUUAUAUCCCGUCUUCUUUUGCAUAAUGUUUGGAUGAUUUUAAUGGUUUUAUGUGACUUUGAAUUGACUUUGUUGUUGAAAUGUGCUAUACAAAUAAACUUUAAUUAUGAGUGACCAAUA
Molecule: messenger RNA, 4423 nt
Organism: Pseudoliparis swirei
Lineage: Eukaryota; Metazoa; Chordata; Actinopteri; Perciformes; Liparidae
Product: tissue alpha-L-fucosidase-like
Exons: 7
Coding region: 2143-3528 (461 amino acids)
Biological process (GO): glycoside catabolic process; fucose metabolic process
Cellular component (GO): lysosome
Molecular function (GO): alpha-L-fucosidase activity
Source: RefSeq, a predicted model, not a curated record